Molecule: messenger RNA, 1434 nt
Organism: Penicillium cosmopolitanum
Lineage: Eukaryota; Fungi; Ascomycota; Eurotiomycetes; Eurotiales; Aspergillaceae
Exons: 4
Coding region: 1-1434 (477 amino acids)
Biological process (GO): regulatory ncRNA-mediated gene silencing
Cellular component (GO): ARC complex
Source: RefSeq, a predicted model, not a curated record
AUGGGAAAAUCCAACAAUAAGCGGCCAAAGAGCCAGCGGGGACUGAACAAGCCCACCGGUUUUGAAGAAUACAAUGCUGAUGGUCCAAUCACUCCAGCGGAGCAUGACGAACUGUCACAGCUUUACAAUCCCCGAUUCGAAGAUGCUCUCAUGCGAUUCCAACACAAGCGCCGGAUCUUCCCCGACAGAUUGAACGUGUUUCACAAGUAUCUGCAGUACGGCGGUGUCAGUGCUGGACCGAAUUAUGGCACCGGAGUGAGUGCCAAAGAGGUGAAAGGAAUGACCGAGGAGGAGGCCAUGCAAGCUCGAACCCAGACCGCUGUCGAAAAGUCCCGAGAGAACCUGAAUCUAGAUAUCAGCUUCAAUGAAGUUGCCAAAGGUUUCCUUGGCUCGUUCUUUGUUAGUCACUUCAAUCCAGAACGCCAGGCGGACAUUGAACUUGCAACGGUGACGCUGAGAAACUUUUACACCUAUCUUCUCUACCAUGACGUUUGCCCUGAAUACAAAGAUGACCUCGAACAAGCACGAAAGACCUGCGACCUCGCUGGAAUUGAACUCUUGAAGACCAUGAAACUCGUUCACAAAGCUCCAGGGGCCUUUAAUCGCUGCUGCUCAAUGUUGUUCGGCGGAUAUCAUUUUGCUUCCGAGUGGGAAAACACUCCAGCUGAUGGUCUCAAGAGUGGGGACGAGAAGUCUGACCAGAUUGCUCGCAAAGUGGUCAAGUAUGCCAUUGCAGGAGCCGGUUCCAACGAGCAAGCGUCCCGAUUCCAGGAGUUGGUCCAUCAGAACUCGGUUUCUACUAUGAAGCUCGAGGACAUUGACGGCUUUGAGAUCCUCGAAGUGAUUCAGCCUGAUGAUGCCACCCGCGAAUUUUACCAGCAAACCGCACCCGACCUGGUUCCCGUGGGCAAGAUCCGUGCCAAGUCCUACCGCGACCCGGCAAAUCCAGACAUCGACAUGUCUCCAGAUGAACGUGCGGAGUGGGACAAAGGCAAUGGCCCUGCUUAUGAUUUUGAGUUCUUCCUUGAGCCUGAGCUUCUUGAGUUCUGCUACCCUGGCUUGAAGAUCAUGACUGGCAUCUGGGAAAUCAACUGUGGUGUCUACUAUUUCGACGAGAUCAUGUCGACAUUGCCCUCGUUCUAUACCUUGAUGGCAAAUGACCUGAUGUUGCACUGGAAAUGGCCAAAGGACCUGUCAAAUGAGGAUACCAAACAGGAGGAUUCCGUAGAGCAAUCUGCCAGGGAGGCAGUGGAGCAGUAUCUGAAGGCUAAUGAUCCAAAUAACCCCAGUGACACUACCGUAGCGGCAGGAGUCUCUGACAAGGUCCUGAAGCAAUGCAAGGAGUUGACUGGCAUAGACAAUCUAAAGCUGGCAGGUCCGCCAAAGGCAAAGACUGGAAUGGAAGGAUCGGACUCGGAGGAUGAUGAGCUUUAG